AUGCCCGGGGAGAAUUUCAAGCGCUGCCAGAGUCACCUCUGCUACGUUGCAGUAGAUGUUGCUACCAGCAAGAACACCGUAAUCGGCAUCAUUCGAACGGUUAUACCCGAUAAGGACAUCGACGAAGAUUUAGACCAUCUAAUCAGAGAGAAAAUUCCCAAAGCCGAUAAAAAAGGCGAAAUAGGUCACGUUGAAUUGGUUGAAGUGCUGGAAGACUGGCGUAGGAAGGGUGUUGCCACAGCUCUCAUCAACCAUACAUUCAAAUAUAUCGGUAUGAAAAUGCCCAAGGUCGUUGCCAUGUAUCUCAUUGUGAAUCCUCUCUCCAAAGGAGCUGUUGAACUUUACAAGAAAACCAAGUUUCAGUUCAUCAUAAAAGAUGGAAUAUGCGACAUUUAUGCUCGUUAUGAUUUCACGUGA
Messenger RNA from Perkinsus marinus ATCC 50983, 417 nucleotides. RefSeq lists its product as hypothetical. The record is from RefSeq and is a predicted model, not a curated record. The transcript has 6 exons. Lineage: Eukaryota; Perkinsozoa; Perkinsida; Perkinsidae. Gene Ontology annotation, molecular function: acyltransferase activity, transferring groups other than amino-acyl groups. The coding region runs from base 1 to 417 and encodes 138 amino acids.